AUGCUAAAGUUGCAUCACGCGGUGCGGCUUCGGCUUCUCGCCCAGCGGGUGAGCGUUGCUGGGAUUAUUGGUCCUUCCAAUAGUGGGAUGGCUGUACACGCCUUGCGCCAACUUGGCGUCUGCAACGUGCAUGACUGCGAGCUUCUGAAGCGCAUCGACGAGGUGUACCCGCAGGCUGAUCUCCGUUCUCGAGCCAACAUGUUCCACUGCCUGGCGUGUUGCGUUCGUGAGCGGCUCUCCCUCCAUGAGGGGCUACCGAAGGCGCUGCCUCCUCUAUUGACGAAGAUGCAGGAAAGUAUGCUGGGCGAUGUGGAUGAGCUUUCCCCCACGGAGUGCAUUUUAGUGAUGGAGGGGGUUGUGAAGUUGACACCCUACCGCUGUGCCUCGCCACGGUUAGAAGCUGUGCUCCGUGGUCGCUCAACCGCACUUGUCGAUGUUGUGAGUAACCCCGUCGAGCUCAUUGGCAUUGCCCGCAUUGUUGUGGAGGCGACGCAGGAGCCUCACACCCACGCCGCGGGAGUCGAUGGAGAGCCAGGGGGGGAGUACCACCUGCACCCUGGAUGGUCGCAGGAACUGCGUGAGAUUAGUGGGACGAUUGAGUCGCGCCUAGAUUCGUUUGGCAAGCAGGAUCUGCUUACACUAGUGGAUGCAGUCACGCUCUGGGUUGCGCCAAGGACAGGGAAAAGUACUCUGGCGGGGGAGGAUGCAGGGCGGGGUUUGAGUGAACAUCCCAUUCGCGAUGUCGCUGACGAGUGCCGGCCGCUGUUGUUGCAGGUAUUGAAUGGCACGAGACAACGUAUCACGACACUGUCUCCUUCACAGGUGAGUGCUUGGCUGCUUCGUGUUGUGCGUCUCCACCGGCAGCAUCACCCGCUCUUCAUGUGCCUUCUUCAGCAGCUGGAUGAACAGCACGUGCGGUCUGCCUUGUCACUUGCACAGCUGUCGACGUGCAUUGAAUCUCUAGGGGGGACCAUGCGUGUUUGCCAUGAAGAAAAUACUUUGAGUUGCACGGAACUGCAGUUUGUUGCGCGUGUUGUGGCGGAACUUCUAGAAGCAUUGGUGUACUCUUUGGAGCAGAGUGGGGGGUCUAGCCACGAUUGCUCAAUGUACCUUGUACCUGCGACGCUUUCGCUAUCGGAGGGAGUCGUGUCUGGAAGGGUGGUGGUGUCACGCCCAUUGAGUAAACGUUUAUUCCGCAUGCUCUACCGCCGCUUUGGCAUACUCACGCCGCGAGAGCGUGCAGAUAUCGUGACUGCCGUGUUCCACUGGGGUUUGCUGAGUCAGGAGCCCACACGACAGCAGCAGCGGGAUCAUGGUUCGUUGCAAAACGGUGGGAGAGAUGUGUUCUCCCCAGCUUUGUGGUGUGACGCCGUGUUGGCCAACAUUAACGCCUACAACACUUUGGAUGCGCUGCAGAUUAUGAACGAGGUGUCUGCCGUCGUGUAUGCGGAGGGGGGCAGGGUUGAGACCAACACGUACAACCUGGCGUUAGUUCGGCCCAUGCUGCUGCAGUUGCAUGAACGGUUGCAGGGACAGCAGAAGGAGCUUCACGCGGUUACGUCCUCUUGUCUCACUCGUUACUUGACGUCUAUGUCCAAAUUGGGGCUGCGCCGCAAGGCAGACUAUUAUGUCGUGCUGAAAAUUCUACAACAGCGCGAGCUCACAAACUUUGAAAGUCUCCGGGCGCUUGGUGUUGUGGCACGUCACCACCUGCGCGCUGUGCCGCUGAUCACAAACACGGUGCGUUCUAUUCCAUAUCUGGCAUCAUCGCUGCAUCCGAAGCAGAAGUGUCUCCUACUGAAAUGCCUUGGACAGGUGCGGGCGCAGCGCCUUGUGCGGGCACAACACCACUCCUCCCUGGCGCUUGGAAUGUUUUUGAUGCGUGACGAGGUGUUGAAGAAGGUUUCGAUGCUGAGUGCCAUAUUCGCCUUGGUAGGCCUCGUAGAGCUGCGGCAGUUUGAGAACGAAACGAUUGAUCUUCUUCUUCAAGGUCCGCUCUCUCGGCACGAUGAAUUUGCCAAGGUCCGUUCCUCAGCAACACUCAGUGAACUUAUUGCCGCACUGUGCCGUGUCGACCGACACCGCGUGCCGACAACGACUAUACAGGCUGUUCUGAGCGCGGCUGUGGGUCCGUUGGCAACCUCACGCAGCUUUUUUGUGGACCUGGCGGACGUCUCCUCUUGGCUGCAGUUAGUGAAGGAGCGACCUUCGUUGGGGUCUGACGUGGCAGGCAAUGAUCAGCUCCAUUGUAGUGAAAAUGAAAAAGUGGAAUAUAUGGCAGCAGUGACAAACUACGUCUCUGUGGCAGCUGCAAUCGCCAAAACGCGCCUUCUGGAUAUCGCUGGCUCCAAUGCUCUGAAACUCAACACGUUCCUGUUCAGCCAGAUGGCGAUAGGCUACCGAUUAGGCGUGUCUCUGCCACCUACGAGUGAAAGGAUUCUCUCGCACCAUCUGGACACGAAACACCUUCCACAGCUUCUCAGUGACCCACGGCAGGUGGUAGGUGCUGUGACAACUGCUUGUCAUAUUUGGCGUGUUAAUCCAGAGGCAGCGGUGGAGGUGUUUCUCUUUGCCGAGAAGAAUUACGGCUCGUUGGGCGCCCAAGAGGCACUGUUGCUUGGCAUAGAGAUGACGGAGGCCUUGCGUGACGCUGAUGCAUCGGCGGAGCAGGUAGUGGAGAUGAUGCGUAGGCUGCAGACGCUGGCCUGGCAAAGCUUGAAGGACGCACGCCGACUGAAGAAGUUGAGCGUGCAAGAGGUAGCCCUUGGCGCUCGUUACGGUGUUGUAGCGGAGGCCCCAGGUGUUUCCGCUCCUCAUUGA
This is a messenger RNA of Trypanosoma rangeli, 2820 nucleotides long. RefSeq lists its product as uncharacterized. The transcript has a single exon. The record is from RefSeq and is a predicted model, not a curated record. NCBI's taxonomy places the organism in Eukaryota, Euglenozoa, Kinetoplastea, Trypanosomatida, Trypanosomatidae. Bases 1 to 2820 code for a protein of 939 amino acids.